This is a messenger RNA of Mugil cephalus (flathead mullet), 3003 nucleotides long. RefSeq names its product galactose-3-O-sulfotransferase 3-like. The record is from RefSeq and is a predicted model, not a curated record. Gene Ontology annotation, molecular function: galactosylceramide sulfotransferase activity. The transcript has 3 exons. Lineage: Eukaryota; Metazoa; Chordata; Actinopteri; Mugiliformes; Mugilidae. Bases 98 to 1465 code for a protein of 455 amino acids. Gene Ontology annotation, biological process: glycolipid biosynthetic process. Gene Ontology annotation, cellular component: membrane.
AGAGUCUAGUUGUGAAGAGUAAGAAGCUGACAAAAAAAUUCAUCCAUAGACUGAUUUUACGCUGCCACGGGAAAGAGUCCCAGUAAAGCAGAGAGAGAUGUUGCAGAAGAGGAUGCUCACUGGCUUCCUCAUCAUCAUCACUGUCAGUGUUCUACUGUACUAUGGGAGCCACUUAGACUGUACCAUGAAGGCCCACCUUGGUUGUCCAGCCCUCUUCUCUCACCCUUCCCUGGCCCUGAAACCUAAGCCUAAGCACACCAAUGUGGUCUUCCUCAAGACUCACAAAACGGCCAGCAGCACCAUCCAGAACCUGCUGUUCCGUUUUGCAGAGCGCAACAACCUGACAGUGGCAUUGCCUGUGCAGGCCUGCAAUCACCAGUUCUGCUACCCAUAUUCCUUCACCUCUCGUUUUGUCCAUGCUCACACACUGCCGCCAAACAUCGUCACCAACCACAUGCGCUUCAAUAAGCCUGAGCUGCAACACCUGAUGCCAAAUGACACAAUAUAUUUCACAAUUCUGAGAGAGCCUGGCUCCAUGUUUGAAUCUUUGUUCACUUACUACAACCGGCACUGCGAGACCUUUCAGAGAGUCCCUAAUGGUUCCCUGGAAGCUUUCCUAGAGGAACCCUUGCGUUAUUACAAGGCAAAAGAGGGCUACUCCAUGUAUGCACACAACACCUUGACCUUCGACUUGGGUGGAGACAAGGAUUGUCCAGCAACGAAUGUGACGUAUGCACAAGCCUUUGUUGCAGAGGUGGAGAGAGUAUUCUCCCUGGUGAUGAUUGCUGAGUACUUUGAUGAAUCACUGGUUCUCCUUCGCCAUCUCCUCUCCUGGGAUCUGGAUGACAUGGUGUACUUUAAGCUCAACAUGCGGACACAGAAUUCCAAGAAGAGCCUGACUCCUAGUCUUCACUCAAAGAUCCGUGCCUGGAAUUUUUUAGAUGCACAACUGUAUGACCACUUUAAUGCCUCAUUGUGGCGCAAAUUGUCAGCUAUUGGCUCUGUUCAUGUGGAAAGGGAGGUGCAACUCCUUCGGCAGGCUCAGGAGAAAUUAAUGAGAAGCUGUUUCGGAGACAGGAAGCCACUACUCCGUUCAGCAGCCGAGAUCAAAAACAAGGAUCUGCGCCCCUGGAAACCAAAAGGAAACGUUGAUGUAGUGGGUUAUGACCUCCCAAUGAAUCUCAGCCAUGGGUUCUCAAGCCAGGCUCAGGAGCUCUGCCUCAAACUCAUCAUGCCAGAGGUUCGGUACACACAGCUGCUCCUACACUCACAGUCACUGCGCUACUGUCAAAGCCAUCAGCAGCAGUUCAAUACGUCCCAGCAGCCCAUAUGCACAGUCCUGCCUCAGCAUCCUCAAGUUCACCACAGGCAACCACCCUCUGCAGCUCCAGGCUCUGGCUCAGGCACAGGGUCCACCUCCACCUCAAAGCCUGCGGCAAGGCCAGUUGAGAAAAAAAGAGUCUAAAUCCUCACAAAGCCAGGCCUGAUAGGCCAAGAAACAAAAUCUGAGAGCCCAACAGACUGCUUUGUUCUACCCAUGACAAAAUUAAGCUUGACUGGUGGGUGGUCCUUGGCAAAUUGUCUGUGUUGUUCAUGAACCAGUGUCUCUUCUCUUCGUCCCAGACUAUGUUUGGGAGAAGAAUUAAUAAGAAUAUAGGGUUCGACAUAUCUGGAGUUGAACCUGAAUUCCCCUUUUCUUUUCUGUAAAGCAGCACCAGAAAAACUGGGACUAAACUAUAAUUCAGCUCAAUUGCACACAUGUGCACGCCUGAUGGUGAAAGUAGUUCUUUGAAGCAAAUCUUAUGUGUGAUUUAGACUCAAUAGGGAAGUGGCAAUAGCAGACCUAUUGUAAGGCACAGGGUGUGCUUUGUACAGUAUGUAUCACACUCAUAUUACUGGCAUUUAUUCUUUGUUUCUCAAGCUCUCAUUUGCUCUCUCUCUUUAACAUAUGCCAUUUAAAGUAAUCUGCUGCAAUCUGCUGUCAGUCCUCCAAAGAGGCCUGAUGGACACUGAGAUCACCUCCAACCAAGAUUUGACAGCACAAAAACAACUCUUCUUGUUUCGCAAAUUCUACCGCCUAAACGAACAGAGGGAGUAAAAAGCCAGAUAAACAGAGAAACAAAAUUACCUUAUCUGGAGGGCAAGCCUAAAAGCUGCCGGAUAACUUGGUCACCCAUUGUUAUUAUGACUCACACAAAAUGUGAGCCCAUGUCUCCUCAGCUUUUGACUACCAUGACUUCUUCUUAGUAUCCUUCUCUCUAUUUUCCACUGUCAUUCCUGUCGUUACGCUCUGGUCAGGCUCUCUAUCCAUACAGAAGCACUAGCAGCUUGCAUUUUCUUGUGCCGCCCUCCCUCGGACCACAAGAGGAGAUCACAUCUUGUAUCAGAGAGAAUUUAUGUCAAAGGUUUCUGGCUGUGUGGAUUUAUUUAAUCUCAUACGAAAGGUAUGAAUUUAAUGGCCUACCAACAACCCCACGCAAAUACACACUGGCAAAAAACAAAAACAUAAAACAACUUGACAGGACAAAGAUUUGAGUUGGGUCGCAGUGUUCGAAUAUUUAAUCGUCUCCUCUCACAGGCUUCCUAUGGCCCGCAUUCUAGGAUGAAAUCUGCUCAUUUUGGACCCUGAAGCACAGGAGGACAAAGCGAGAACGUAGGACACUUAAGCCUCAUGAGGCCGGGAUCUUAAAAUGUCACCACUUAUCUCAGCUGUGAUCCAUUUUUAAUGCAUUCUGCACAUAUUUAAUAUGUCGUUUAUAUUCUUUGAUUCCUCCAGUGAUCUGCAGGAUCUGGAGGACUGAGGAACAAUGUCUGUGCGCAUUUGUGAGAAAGUGUGAGAGUAUGUUUGUGAGCCAUGAAGUAGUUCUCUCUGCUUCAUGUUGGAUGUUUUUUUUUUUUUUUUUUUCAAUUUUCAGCCAAGUUGGCAUGGCAACAAAAGGAAAUAUUGUGUGUGUUGCUGUAUCUUCAACCUUUAUUUUUUAUGAAUCACUUGUUGGGUUUUAA